Messenger RNA from Penicillium psychrosexuale, 3216 nucleotides. RefSeq names its product putative ATP-dependent permease ADP1. Gene Ontology annotation, cellular component: membrane. The record is from RefSeq and is a predicted model, not a curated record. Gene Ontology annotation, molecular function: ABC-type transporter activity; ATP binding; ATP hydrolysis activity. The transcript is spliced from 3 exons. Bases 1 to 3216 code for a protein of 1071 amino acids. Lineage: Eukaryota; Fungi; Ascomycota; Eurotiomycetes; Eurotiales; Aspergillaceae.
AUGCGCUUGACUGGCGCAAUAUCCCUUUCGCUUCUCACAUUAACUCCUUUACUGGGGUCUGCUGCCGCAUGGAGCGAAUUUACCGAUGCAAACCUCGCUACGCAAUCCUACUCCCUCUUCGAUGAUCGGCCACCCGGAUGUCCCGAAUGUCCAGCUUGCUUCAACUGCCAGCUCGACAACUAUAACUGCACUCAUUUUGCGGAUUGCAACAACUUCAACGGCAAAUGCUCAUGCCCGCCCGGAUUUGGAGGCGACGACUGCUCAAUUCCCCUAUGCGGUUCGUUGGCUGACGACUUGAACCGACCGCAGCGUGAUUCCAAUACAUGUCAAUGCAAGGAUGGCUGGGAAGGCAUCAACUGCAAUGUCUGCAACUCGGACGAUGCCUGCAACGCGAUGAUGCCCGAAGGUCAGGGGGCGUUUGUUAUAAGCAAGCUCGACGGCCGCAAACCUCAAGUGACUUUUUCCUGCAAAGCUGAGGAUGACACAUGUAGCUUCCAAUUUUGGGUUGACCAGAAAGAGUCAUUCUAUUGCGGCCUAGACACUUGCGAGUGGAACACGGAAACAGACUACAACUCCAAUACAACUCACUACAAGUGCGAGCACCUUCAGUGCGAAUGUAUUCCGGGCCGUUUCCUCUGUGGCGAGAAUGGAUCAAUUGACCUGAGCGAUUUCCUUGAUCAACUGAUCAAGGGCCCGGCUACUUUCGAUACUAAAUCGACCCUGGAGGGUACCAAGAGCGUUUUCUCGGAGCCUCAGAUGAACGGAUUAAUUGCGGGCGUCUUCGGUGAUCCAAGUAUCUUCUUGUCAUGCGAUUCAGGAGAGUGCAUGUACAAGACUGACGAACCUGGAUACGAGCGCCCCGUGAAGAAAAUCAACACUCCACUCAUCGCCGGCGUGAUCGCGGGAACUUCACUCUUUGUGGUUGCGGUCAUUCUAAUCGUCUGGUAUAUGUCCCGUCGUGCUGCGCGCCGCGGUUAUAUUCGCUUGUCUCUCUCGGAUGAUUCGGACGACGAAUCUGCCAAACUCCUGGCAGACUAUCACCCCGCGGCUUUGUACUGGGAUAACGUUUCUUAUACACUAAACGAAAAAGAGAUUCUCUCUGGCAUUCAAGGUGCGUCCAUACCAGGCCAAAUUACAGCCAUUAUGGGAGCAUCUGGUGCUGGGAAAACUUCAUUCCUCGAUAUCCUAGCGCGAAAGAACAAACGUGGCUCAGUGAAGGGAAACUUUUAUGUCAACGGUGAAAAGAUUGAUGAUAAUGACUUCAGAACCAUGGUUGGCUUUGUCGACCAGGAAGACACAAUGCUUGCUACCUUGACAGUCCAUGAGACCAUCUUGACAAGCGCCCUACUCAGACUUCCCCGGGAUAUGAGCCGGGCAGCUAAAGAGCAGAGAGUCCUGGAGGUCGAAAAGCAACUUGGGAUCUAUCACAUCAAAGAUCAAUUGAUUGGCUCGGAAGAAGGCAAUGGUCGUGGCAUUUCCGGUGGAGAGAAGCGCCGAGUCGGGAUUGCUUGUGAGCUGGUUACCAGCCCUAGUAUCCUUUUCCUGGAUGAACCCACCAGUGGAUUGGAUGCCUACAAUGCAUUCAAUGUGGUUGAGUGUCUGGUGACGCUUGCUAAGACAUACAACCGCACUGUUAUCUUCACCAUCCACCAACCUCGCUCGAACAUUGUUGCUCUCUUUGACCGACUCAUCCUUCUUGCUGAUGGACGCACUGUUUAUUCCGGUCCUUUCUCAUCAUGCCAGCAGUAUUUCGACCGUGUGGGCUAUUCCUGUCCACCUGGAUUCAAUAUUGCAGAUUACCUUGUUGAUCUUACAAUGCACGCCGGAGGCGCACAUUCAUCAUAUACAGACGAAGUAGCAUUGUCUGUGGAUGGGCGCACUGGUCCAUCUAAGACCGCAUCAAGCAGUCUCAGAGCCGUCAAGUCUGUCACCAGCGCGUCGAUCCGGAGUAUUGAAGACAACUCAAGCGGCGCAGAGGCGACUCGGAGACCCAAAAGCAAACGCCAGGUGUCUCUGAAACAGCAGCAGGAUCGCCAACUUUACUCCCGAAAGCAACAUAAUGAGCGCCCAGUCACGCCAAAGACAGAUGACGAGAGUGCUACAUUGGAUGUAGCCGAUAAUCAUCAACAAUGGCUGCGUCUUUCUCGUCAACAAAGCAAUGUUCCUCCGCAAAUCCUCGAUGAUCCCGAUCAGCUCCCUCCUCCGGCAUCUGGACAAAGUGAUCUCGACAUUUUGGUGGCUAGCUAUGCGGAUUCUGACGUUUGCCAUUUUGUUCAUGAUGAGAUUCUAACCGCCGUUCAGAAUGCCCAGGCUGCGAACGGUUCACCAAAUUCGCCCAUAUUGUCGGAUACUGUGAUACAGUCUAAGGGCUAUGCCCGAGUUGGUCUGGUGCGGCAGUUCAUGAUCCUUUCUCAGCGGACAUGGCGCAACCUUUAUCGCAACCCGAUGUUGAUGCUCACACAUUACGCAAUUGCUAUUCUUCUCGCAGUUUUAUCUGGAUACCUCUUCUAUGGUCUCACUGACGAUAUCAAAGGCUUCCAGAAUCGUCUUGGUCUUUUCUUCUUCAUCUUGGCUUUGUUUGGUUUCAGUACUUUGACUAGUCUCAACGUGUUCUCCACGGAGCGGCUUCUGUUUGUACGUGAGCGUGCCAAUGGUUAUUACCAUCCGGUCACAUACUUUGCGUCCAAAGUCGUGUUUGAUAUCGUUCCUCUGAGGCUGAUUCCUCCCAUCAUCAUGGGUAUGAUUGUAUACCCCAUGACGGGUCUGAUUCCGGCAUGGCCUGAAUUUUUCCGCUUUUUGCUGGUUCUGGUCCUUUUCAAUCUCGCGGCAGCCAACAUUUGCCUCUUCAUCGGCAUCAUUUUCCGGGAUGGCGGAGUCGCCAAUCUUAUCGGCAGUUUGGUGAUGCUUUUCAGCUUGCUCUUCGCCGGUCUCCUGCUGAAUCACGAUGCGAUUCCUAAGUCAGCAUUGUGGUUGCAGACUCUGUCCAUCUUCCACUAUGGCUUCGAGGCCUUGAUCGUCAAUGAAGUGACUUACCUCACUUUGAUUGAUCACAAGUACGGCUUGGAUAUUGAAGUUCCCGGUGCCUCUAUCUUAAGCGCAUUCGGCUUUGACACCCAGGCCUACUGGAGCGAUGUUAUCGGGCUGGCUGUCAUUUCUGGGGCCUUCAUCAUCAUUGCAUACAGUGCAAUGCAUUUCCUACUUGUCGAGAAACGAUGA